CUCCUCCUCUGAGUGAUGGCGUGUGUGCAGCAAGUGAGAACCUCCCAGGAGACUCAGCUGGCACCUAACCAGGUUCUCACCGAGCAGCAGUCCCUGGUGGUCAUCAAGAAGCUUCUGGCGAUCGCCUUGUCUGGCAUCACUUACCUGCGGGGCCUUUUCCCCGAGAUGGCCUACGGGAAGAAAUAUGUUGAUGAUCAGAAGGUGAUGAUCCUCAGAGAAGUGCCCAGCUGUCCUGGGGGCUCUCAGAUCGUCCAGUGGAUGCAAGGGUGUUUUGAGGCCAUACAGCACAGAUAUCUCCGGACAGUUAUCAUGUCUAUCUACACUGACCCAGAGAACCCCCAGAAAGUGACUGAGUUUUACCAGUUUAAGAUCCAGUACACAGCAAAAGGAGCUGAGAUGGACUUUGAAAGCAACAACAACAACAAAAUGUCGACGAUGAAAUGUGGCGACACCAAGAAGGCCAGCGUGCUGCUGGUGAGGAAGCUCUACACGCUGAUGCAGAACCUCGGUCCUCUGCCGGAUAACAUCUGCCUCAACAUGAAGCUGUCCUACUACGAGGAUGUCACCCCUCAGGACUACCAGCCCCCGGGCUUCAAGGAGGCUGACGGUGACACCAUGGAGUUCGAGAGGGAGCCGGUCAAACUGAACAUGGGCGAGGUGUCCACCCCCUUCCACACCUUGAAGAUAGACAUGGCCACAGAGAGACAGAGACUGGAGCAGGUGGAGGAGAGUGUUAAUGUGACGGAGAAGUGGGUUCUGAAGAUGGAGGGGGAGGGCGUCCUUUCACAGAGCCAUGUGAUCGAAGACGUGGAGAGACCUGACAACGAGAACACAGACUUGGAUAACAGUGAAAUCCAACUGAGCUGCCAUGAGAAGAUGGAGAGUUGUGAAGAGAUCAUAAAGAUGGACACUCUGGUGAAGAGGACCUCUGACAUGGAGGUGGGAGUGAAGAGGACCAGGAGUGGACGGAUCAUCAAGUCGGCCACGAAGACCAACUUAAUCAUAAACAAGGAGUCGACAGCCAUGAAGAACAAAAUGGUCUCUAAGUUUGAGAUUCCCAGCAGCCAGGAAACCCAGUCCACUGUCACUCCUUCGAGCAAACGCAAAUUCAGUGAGCCCAAGGAACGCUACUGACCCCCCCCCGGCCCACCGCUCGCUCAGCAGCACGGCUGUAUUGAUUUACACUGAUGUUUUUUAAAUUUUGA
This is a messenger RNA of Limanda limanda (common dab), 1205 nucleotides long. It is a transcript of the gene hormad1, whose product is annotated as HORMA domain containing 1. The transcript has 15 exons. Lineage: Eukaryota; Metazoa; Chordata; Actinopteri; Pleuronectiformes; Pleuronectidae. The record is from RefSeq and is a predicted model, not a curated record. The coding region runs from base 16 to 1134 and encodes 372 amino acids.